Messenger RNA from Protomyces lactucae-debilis, 705 nucleotides. Its product is annotated as chromosome segregation protein Spc25-domain-containing protein. Gene Ontology annotation, biological process: chromosome segregation. NCBI's taxonomy places the organism in Eukaryota, Fungi, Ascomycota, Taphrinomycetes, Taphrinales, Protomycetaceae. The transcript has a single exon. The record is from RefSeq and is a predicted model, not a curated record. Gene Ontology annotation, cellular component: Ndc80 complex. The coding region runs from base 1 to 705 and encodes 234 amino acids.
AUGAAGAGCGCUCCAGCGCUGCCAACCGUCGACUUCAGUCUUCUUACAAACCUCAAGGACCGUAUGGACGCAUUCACCGUCGAGUUCGACAAGUUCUUCAUUGCAGGGCGCGAACAAUUGCGAAAGGAGAAGAAUGAUUUCGCCGCAGGCAUGGCAGAGGAUAGCAGUCAGCAAAAGGCGCUGAUCCAGGCGAUUGAGAAGACAAAGAUAGAUCAGCACGAGCUCUUGGAAGUCAUGCAGAAUGAGCGCGCCGAAGUGCAGGAAGUGCGCGCUUCUAUCUCGGAAUACAGCAAGAAGCAAGAGUCUUUAUCAGGACACAAAGAGCUUCUUGAAGGACAGAUCAGCGAGGUGGAGGAGAUUCUGGCAAAGAAGCGUGCGGCAAUGCACAUCAAGAGACAAGAGUUGGCUUCACAGCACGCCAAGAAUAGGCCAGAGUUGCAAGCCUGGGAAUCACAGCUUGGGCUUCGCAUUGAAACGGCGGGUACGGAUCUUUUGCGCUUCACAUUCACGCGCGUAGAUGAGAAAGAUCCAGACAGACCAUGUCGGAUGAUUGUGGAUGUCAGCGGACCCGACUAUGAUGUGACAGAAUGCUCGCCGAGUUUGCCAGCGAUGGAGUCGAUGCUCACCGAACUCAACAGUUCCAGGGACUUCAGUGCCUUCCUCAAAGUGACUCGACAGGCUUUUAAGAGCGCUUGUAGGAUAUAG